AAGGGUAGAGAAAGGGAGCUGCUUCCAUCCAGUACUCCCAGAGCCUGCCAGGAGCGCGCACUCAGCGGCUUUACGGGUCCCAGCGUCCCCGCCGCGGCCCCCGACCCGCACCACGACCAACUCUUCUUUCUCCUUUUCUCUGGCCACCUCUCGUCCUCUCCUUCAGCAACUGCUAGGCACCGGCAGCAGCAGCCCCCAACCCCAAUUCGACCACAUCCCCAACUCUCAGGGCUCACUUUUGGGACGCGCGUCUUCGCCCCAUCCUUUCUUCCUUCCUUCCCUCGCGCCCGCCCUCCCUCUCCAGGUCUCCCUCCGGGUCCCGAUUGUCUCCGUCCCCUGCUCCGUCGGCUCGCGCCCGCGCCCUGCCCAUUCUUUCCCUCGCAUUUCCUGAGUCGCGGGCCGCCGCUGUGUCGCCGCGCCGCAGGAGCCCGAGCCCCAGCCGCCGCUGCUCCGGCUUCAACCCCCGCAGCCCGCGGCCCCCGCCCGAGGGAGCCCCGGCGCCCGGGGAAGGCAAAAGUGGGCGAGUGAGCCGUCACCCAGCCCCGCGCCCCAGCCCUGCCCGGCGAGGAAGGACCGGGAAAAUGAACAACGGCGGCAAAGCGGAGAAGGAGAACACCCCGAAUGAGGCCAACCUUCAGGAGGAAGAGGUUCGGACCCUAUUUGUCAGUGGUCUCCCUCUGGAUAUCAAACCUCGGGAGCUCUAUCUGCUUUUCAGACCAUUUAAGGGCUAUGAGGGCUCUCUUAUAAAGCUUACAUCUAAGCAGCCUGUAGGUUUUGUCAGCUUUGACAGUCGCUCUGAAGCAGAAGCUGCAAAGAAUGCUUUGAAUGGCAUCCGCUUUGAUCCUGAAAUUCCGCAAACACUACGACUAGAGUUUGCUAAGGCAAACACGAAGAUGGCCAAGAACAAACUAGUAGGGACUCCAAACCCCAGUACUCCUCUGCCCAACACUGUACCUCAGUUCAUUGCCAGAGAGCCAUAUGAGCUCACAGUGCCUGCACUUUACCCCAGUAGCCCUGAAGUGUGGGCCCCGUACCCUCUGUACCCAGCGGAGUUAGCGCCUGCUCUACCUCCUCCUGCUUUCACCUAUCCCGCUUCACUGCAUGCCCAGUGUUUCUCUCCUGAGGCAAAGCCCAACACACCUGUCUUUUGUCCACUUCUCCAGCAAAUUAGAUUUGUCUCUGGGAAUGUGUUUGUCACAUAUCAACCUACUGCAGACCAGCAGAGGGAGCUCCCAUGUUGAAUUUGUCUGUUAGCUAUUUUUCCCCCUUUUGCAAAAACUAUUUCUUGGCAACAUUUGAGAGAUUUCAAUAAAAAUUUUAAUCAGAGCAAAAAA
Messenger RNA from Marmota flaviventris (yellow-bellied marmot), 1334 nucleotides. RefSeq names its product RNA binding protein, mRNA processing factor (gene Rbpms). Lineage: Eukaryota; Metazoa; Chordata; Mammalia; Rodentia; Sciuridae. Gene Ontology annotation, molecular function: RNA binding. The record is from RefSeq and is a predicted model, not a curated record.